Molecule: messenger RNA, 1926 nt
Organism: Carlito syrichta (Philippine tarsier)
Lineage: Eukaryota; Metazoa; Chordata; Mammalia; Primates; Tarsiidae
Gene: KY
Product: kyphoscoliosis peptidase
Exons: 11
Coding region: 1-1926 (641 amino acids)
Source: RefSeq, a predicted model, not a curated record
AUGGGCAACAAGCAGCCUCAACUCACCAGCAUACUGUGGCCAUACGGGUUGGGUGUAGGGGCGGCGGGGAGUGUGGGAUUCCAAGGAGUCGGAAACGGAGUCCGGAGAUGGCAGAAAUUAGAAGGAAACGACCUUCAUGGAAACCUGGCGGAGAAGCAGCACACUCAGCAACCCCAGGUCAUCACUUCCUACGACAGCCAAGGGACACAGCUGACGGUUGAGGUCCACCCUCGAGAUGCCAUGCCCCAGCUGCUUAAGAAGUUCUCUUUGGCUAAACGUUUACAAGGCGAUAAAAAUGGAAACACAAGACCCCGGCAGCCUGGAGGGAAAGACGCCCAUGCCUAUCCCUGGGAUCGGUCCAGCCUGAAAUCCAUGCCCCUGGACUUGCGGCAGUUUGAGAAACUGGACACCUACGCCUCACAGGUGACGGCCAAGAGUGGCCUGGACGAGCUGGUGAGCGACCUGCUCCAGGAGGCCCACAGCGACCUGGAGAGAGUCCGCGCCAUCUGGAUGUGGAUCUGCCAUCACAUAGAGUACGACAUCGCAGCUGCUCAGGAGAAGGACCGCCAGGCCUUCCAACCCACCGACAUCCUGCGGACCCAGAAGACCAACUGUGACGGUUACGCCGGCCUCUUCGAGAGGAUGUGCAGGAUCGCCGGGGUACAGUGCAUGACCGUGCCCGGCUACUCCAAGGGCUUCGGCUACCAGACGGGGCAGAGCUUUUCGGGGGAGUUUGACCACGCCUGGAAUGCUGUGUUCCUGGAGGGAAGAUGGCACCUGGUAGACAGCACCUGGGGCAGCGGCCUAGUGGACACCACCACCUCCAAAUUCACCUUCCUCUACAACGAGUUCUACUUCCUCACCCACCCCGCCCUGUUCAUCGAGGACCACUUUCCAGACAACAAGAACUGGCAGCUGCUGAAACCUGCUCAGUCUCUGAGGCAGUUCGAGAACAACAUGUACCACAAGAGCGAGUUCUACAACAAGGGGAUGCUGAGUGCCUACCCGGACAUGUCCAUGAUCAGGACAGUGAACGGGAAGGCCACGGUCACCAUCGAGAGCUGCGCCCCGACGCUGUUCAUGUUCAUGCUCAACGGCAAGCAGGAGCACGGGCUGCUGAGUCUCCGGAAGAACGGGAUGAAGCUGGAGCUCUACCCGCCCACCGCGGGCACCCACAAGCUGCAGAUCUUCGCCAAGGGCGGCUCCGACAUCUACAGCUCGGUGCUGGAGUACACGAUCGUGUGCAACUACGUGGACACGGGCGUCCGGCUGCCGGCCGAGCUCCACCAGCCCGUGGGCCCCAGCUGGUUCUCGGAGCAGAUGGGCAUCGUGAAGCCCUCCCACCCCGACCCCAUCAUCCACACCCGGGACGGGCGCUGCUCCGUCAGCUUCGGCGUGGAGGAGGGCGUCAGCGUCCUGGCCUCCCUGCACGGCGACGACGGCCCCGUCACCGAGGAGACCCAGCGGCGCCACAUCUUCCAGCUGCAGCGGGAGAAGCGGGCCGAGCUGAAGGUGCAGCUGCCCCGGGCCGGCAAGUUCGCGCUCAAGAUCUUCGUCAAGAAGAGGCAGGAGCCGGGGAACUAUGUCUUCGUCUUCAACUACCUGCUGUGCUGCGCCAACGCCAAGGUGAACUGGCCCAUGUUCCCCGAGAGCUUCGGCAACUGGGGGCAGGACAACGAACUGCUGGAGCCGCUGUCGGGCGUGCUUCCCGCCAACCGGAACGUCCCGUUCAAGCUGAAGCUGCACGGCAUGGCCAAGGUCCUGGUGAAGGGCCAGGACACGUGGCCCCUGACCCUGAGCCCCGAAGGCUACUGGGAGGGCAGCUGCAGCACGGCCGGCUGCCAGGAGGUCUACGUCAUGGUGCUGGAGAACGCCAACCACAACUUCUACUCGUACAUCCUGAAGUACAAGGUGAACGCCCAGUGA